This is a messenger RNA of Porites evermanni, 2119 nucleotides long. NCBI's taxonomy places the organism in Eukaryota, Metazoa, Cnidaria, Anthozoa, Scleractinia, Poritidae. The record is from the annotation of a GenBank genome assembly.
AUGGCGGCGGUGGAGGCUGGUUCUUGUCAACUUAAGGCACGAAAAGAAGCCCUAAAUGACCUUGAGAGAGCUCUUCAGAAAUUUCCACCUCUACUUGAAAGGACCUUCCAUGCUGGUGGACGGUAAACAAAAGAUCGCUCAUUAGCUCGCUUUGUUUGUCCACCAGCAUUUGUUCAUUUCACCAUUGUUAUUUGUGUCUCCCGAGAUUGCAUGGAAACCACCUAUAGGCUUGAAUCUGAAUCCUCAAAUUUUUGAAAUCUGAGAAGUUAAUUGUUUAUCGGAAAUUCUGAAUAAAUAGUCAGAAGGUUCCUAUAUCUGCUACCUUUUCUGAGAUUACCUGGAUUGCAGAAAACGUCCCAGCGACUUCCGAAGAUUUCUGGCGAUUUUCCGAAGGCUUCCAAACGUUGCCGAAAAUGUCUGAAGUUUGAGCAUUUUCAAAGCUAUUUAAAAGACAACAAUUUUAACAUGUUUUGAUUUCGUUAGGACACAAAGUCAUCAUUCAGCACCUUUUUUGGAAUGUUUUUGUGAAAACUGAAUUGAAUUCUCAUUAGAAUAAUUCAUCCGGAUUUGUGAGUCAGGCAUUGGAAGUUGUUCUUGAUGCAUGAGAUUGAUGUCUUUGUUCAGUAGGUGGAGACUCACACAAAAAGUGUGAGAGUUGACAGGUUUAGGUUCCAAAUUGUGUCAGCUUUUGUGAAAAAAGUGACCUCAACCCCCCGCCCCCAUUCAAAAACCCGUCAUCCUUGAGGGUGGGGGGAGGAGGGGGUGAGGGUAAAAAAUGGAAUGUCCUUCAAGUUAUUUCAAGAUCAGCUGUAGUACACCAAUCUACAGUUCAUCAAAGGCUGGGUUUCACAGAGUGUCAGGUCUUGUUUUUGUCUUUUCAGAUUUUCUAACACAAAAGACAGUGCAGAGUUUUUGGAGAUUGACUUUUCUUUAAAUUUAGUUAAUGGUGUAAAAAUUCUACCUUAUUUUCCUUUACCCCACCCCUUUGCCUCUCAUUAAUAGUGAGCUUGAGCAAAGACAUUUUUGAGCGAUGCACGUCAACCAGAAGUGAGGCCUUCUCCCAUUUUAUAUGCCUUGACGCUAACAAAAUAAUUUGUAUUCCUUUUGUGAAGGCGAUUUACCCAAGAGUUUCAACCAAACCACUGUCCAAUGAUGCAAAAAUUCCACUUCCGGUUGACGUCUGUCUCUCUAAAAUGCUGUUGCUUAAGCUCCCUAGUGUCUCAGUGAGCAUCCUCUUUGUUGAAUUUCUGUGAAGUUCAACUGAGGUGCUGAAUAUUUCUUUCUUUUCUUUCUUAUUUUUUUGUUAGCUUUAAGUGCUUCAAGCCCAACUCAGAAUUUUGUCAAAUGCCCAUCAGGAGCACUUAAGUGGUCAAUGAGGAAACUACGAUCACUUGAGCAAAUUUUAUUGUAUGAUCCAGACAUCAUAGCAUUACAAGAAGUUGACCAUUUUGAAGACUAUUACCUUCCUUCACUCAGAAAAGUUGGAUAUGAUGGACUAUUUGUAGCCAAAAAAGACUCUCCCUGCCUCAAGUUUCCUAACAAUUCAGGCCCUGAUGGCUGUGCUAUGUUUUAUGAUAUAGAGCGCUUCGCUCUGGUGAAUCGUAAGGAUGUAACGUUGAAGGAUAGUAAUGGGCUUUUGGCAAAUCAAGUUGCAUUAAUUGUGAAUUUAUUUGAUAAAGUACAUGAGAAAACUCUUUGCUGUGUUGUUACUCAUCUUAAAGCUAAACAAGAGUUUGAAGAAUUACGACACUGCCAGGGAUUGCAGCUUCUGGAAUGUGUUUCAGAAUCAACCUCCGACGAUAAGUCAGUAUUAGUUUUUGGAGACUUUAAUGCUGAGCCAACUGAACGAGUUUGUCAACUGAUGGAAACAAAUCAAUACCUUUGCCUGAAAAAUUCAUACAUAAGUGCAACAGGUGCCAAUCCUGAAUUCACAACAUGGAAGUUUCGUCCUGAUAAAGAGGUCAAACAUACUAUAGACUAUGUAUGGCACUCCCCAGACCUUAGUGUAACAGGAUGUUUAAAGGUUCCAGACGGUGGUGAUGUUCCUGCUGAACGUCUGCCAUGCUUUCAGUAUCCUUCUGAUCAUCUGUCGUUAGUGUUUGACUUCUGCUGGGGAUGA